UCCAAUAUCCAGUGACCAGUAUCCAGUUAUCCAUAAAUGAAUAGGUUUUUAAUAAAAUAUUUUACAUUUUUAUUUCUUACUUGUAAUUUAUAAUUAUAAAUUGACAUAAUUCCAUUUUUAGCGAACACUAAUAUUUGUUUAUUUAACUUCUUUCUUGUUUAUAGAAGACUAAAAUAUUUUAAUAUUAGUUUGCAUUAUAACAAAAACACCACGAUAAAUAUUUUGUAAUAAUUUUGGCUGAAUAAAUAUAUGAAAUAGAAUUAAACAUUGAGCUAUAAUAUCAACAACAAAUAUAUGCAAUAGUAAAACUACAGUUAUAUUCAAUAGAAACAUCAACCAUGGAUGAAUUGUGUGAUAAAAUGGCAGUCAUAAAUGUUGCUCCUCAGAAUCUUGUAACAAAUUAUGAACAACUAGAACUAUUAUCAGAAUCAGAACCUGAAAAAUUAUUUGCAUUUCUAAUUAAUAACAAUAAUUUCAAAUAUAUGUUGAAUAAAUGUGUAGAUAUUACAGUACUCAUACAUUUGAUGAAUAUAUUUUCAAAAGUAAAAUUAUUGCAAUUAACUCAAAUAAAAUCUACUGCUUUAGAUAUGAUAUAUAAUUCAAAAUAUUUAGAACACUUAAAUAACUCUCUUAUCGAUGUUGUUAAACUUGAAGAUUUAAUUAGUGAGAUUAAAUUACAAGAAUUCUUCAUUAACUGUAAAAGUAUAUUAGAAAUUAUUGCAAAUCCAAAAUCUAAAGAACUCUUGAAUGAAAUAAUACAAUUUAUACAACCCAUAUUAAUUGAAUCAAGUUCAACGGAUAUUAAAGAAUUAGUUUUGAUUAAUGAUGACUCGGAGUCUGAAAAAAUUGUCAAAAAUGCUGUGCAUUAUGAUAUUAAAAGAUGGCCACAAUGUUAUAAGUCCCUUUCUAUUUAUCCUGUAAUCACAGAUAUUACUGCAAAAAAAGUAAUUUUGAGUCCAAAUAUAAUGGAAGGAAGUUAUGAUAAUAUUGAACAUUACAUUGACGUACAAUUUCGUUUGCUUCGUGAAGAUAUCUUAGCUCCAAUGCGAGAAGGUAUUCAGUCUUAUAAAAUAAUGAGUAAACUUAACCAAAAAUGUGUUAUAAAGAUGCCUAAUAUGCGUAUUUAUUUUGAGGCAAAGAUUACAAAAAAGUACACAGAAAAAGAAACCUUUUUAGUACAUUUUUUCACCAAAGAAGAUUGCUCAAUUAAUUCAAAAAGAUUUAUGUUUGAAUCACUGUUGGUAUUUAGUGAUGAUAAUUUUAAUUCAAUGUUUUUUGCAACAGUUAUUAAAAUGAAUCAGCAAAUAUCAUUACCAAUAAAAACAUUAGUAAUUCAACCUUUGGGUAAUAAACCAUCAAUUAAAUUGAAUUCACCUUAUACUAUGGCUGAAUCUGAUGCGUAUUUUUUACCCUACAUGUAUAGUAUGGAAGUUUUGAAAACAUUUGACCAUUAUAACUUUCCUAUGAAAUCGUAUAUUGUGUAUGGAAAAACGAAAUCUAAAGUUCCAGCAUACUUAAAAUACAGUUCAAAAAUAUACAAUAUUAAUGGUUCACAGUUUGAUAUUUUAAAUGAUAAACUUUGGCCAGAUAACAAGGUUCUAGGACUCGAUUGUGCUCAAAGAAUGGCAUUUAAAGCGGCAUUAACUGAAGAAUUUACUGUAAUUCAAGGACCUCCUGGUACUGGAAAAACAUAUAUUGGUCUUAGAAUAGCCAGAAGUAUUAUAGAGAAUAUGUAUGAAACAAAUAUACUUAAAAAACCAAUUGUAGUUGUUUGUUAUACAAAUCAUGCUUUGGAUCAAUUUCUUGAAGGUUUAAUUAAUAUCACUAAAAAAAUUACAAGAAUUGGUGGUGGAUGUAAAUCAGUUGUUUUAAAAUCCCAUGUAUUAGGAAAUAUUAAUAGUCCUUCAGCAAAAUUAAAUUUGAGUAAUUCAUAUGUAGUUGGACUUACUACUACUGGAGCUGCAAUGAGACAUUCUCUGUUAUUGGAACUAGGACCCCCUAUAGUUAUUGUGGAAGAAGCUGCUGAAAUCUUAGAGUCACACGUAGUUGCAUCCUUAACUGAAUCUUGUCAACAUUUAAUUUUAAUUGGUGAUCAUCAACAAUUACGUCCAAGAAAUGCAUCCUAUACACUUGCAAAACGGUUUAAUUUUGAUGUUUCGUUAUUUGAACGUAUGGUAAAAAAUGGAUUUCCCUGUUAUACCUUAGCCACACAACAUCGAAUGCGGCCUGAAAUAUCCUCUUUAAUGAAACCUAUUUAUCCUUUCUUAAUGGAUCAUAAAUCAGUUAAACACAGAAGUGAUAUUGGAGGUGUUACUAAGAAUAUAUAUUUUAUUCACCACACAGUAAAUGAAGAGAAAGAUAUUGGUUCUAAUAGCCACAAAAAUAUUCAUGAAGUAAAAUUUUUUAUGGAAUUUGCCAGAUAUCUUACAAGUCAAGGCUAUAGUCAAAAUCAAAUUACCAUACUAGUAACCUAUCGAGAUCAAUUAUUAGAAUUUCAAAAGAUUCAAGAAACUAGUUCUUUCUUAGAAGAUUUUAGAAUUGAAUGUGUGGAUGGCUACCAAGGCGAAGAAAAUGAUAUUGUUCUGUUGUCUUUAGUACGCAGUAACAUUGAUAAUAAAAUUGGGUUUUUACACAUUCAAAAUCGCAUUUGUGUUGCCUUAUCUAGAGCUAGAGACGGAUUAUACAUCAUGGGCAAUAUGGAUAAUCUUAUACAUUCAUCCAUAUGGAAAAAAAUCAGCCAGAAACUAGUUGAUCAGCGAGCUCUUGGCAAUAAAUUAACUUUACAUUGUCAAAUUCAUAAGGAUUGGAUUAACACUGUCUCCAAUAGUAGUGAUUUUGCUAAUGUUCGGUGUUCGAAACUAUGCAACAUUAAAAUGGAUUGCGGUCAUCAAUGUCCAUAUUCUUGUCAUUAUUGUGAUCAAUCUCAUAAAAACUUAUAUUGUUGUAAAAAGGAUUUUACUAAAAUAUUACCUUGUGGCUUUAAAAUCAAAAUACAAUGCUGGAUGAGAUUUUUGACUUUUGAAUGUCCUCUAUAAGGUACCUAUCUACAUAAUGAAAAACUAAAAGGCCUAUAUUAUAUUGUACCAAUUUUGUUUAAAUAGUAUACAAUUCAUAGACGUAUCACCGACAUAUUAAAGAUUAUAUAUUGAAACUGUUUCCUUACCCUGGGAAAUCCAUUGUUAAUUUAUGAAAUGAAAAUCAUCUAAUAGCAAUUAUAUCCAAUUAUUUAUAAUUUGAUUGUAAAACUAUACAAAACUAUACAUGUAUUUUUUUAAUUAAACUAUUUGAUA
Molecule: messenger RNA, 3290 nt
Organism: Acyrthosiphon pisum (pea aphid)
Lineage: Eukaryota; Metazoa; Arthropoda; Insecta; Hemiptera; Aphididae
Product: NFX1-type zinc finger-containing protein 1-like
Exons: 9
Coding region: 339-3035 (898 amino acids)
Biological process (GO): regulatory ncRNA-mediated heterochromatin formation
Cellular component (GO): nuclear RNA-directed RNA polymerase complex
Source: RefSeq, a predicted model, not a curated record